Messenger RNA from Drosophila melanogaster (fruit fly), 1930 nucleotides. RefSeq names its product methuselah-like 4 (gene mthl4). Gene Ontology annotation, molecular function: transmembrane signaling receptor activity; G protein-coupled receptor activity. The transcript is spliced from 7 exons. Bases 256 to 1809 code for a protein of 517 amino acids. Gene Ontology annotation, cellular component: plasma membrane; membrane. Lineage: Eukaryota; Metazoa; Arthropoda; Insecta; Diptera; Drosophilidae. Gene Ontology annotation, biological process: determination of adult lifespan; G protein-coupled receptor signaling pathway; cell surface receptor signaling pathway. The record is from RefSeq and is marked reviewed.
UUGAAUUUAUUUUUAACAGUUGAUAAGUUAUACUUUUAUAAAAAAAAAAAAACAACUUACUCAGAAUGCUAUAGCACAUGACUCAAUUUUUUGUUUUUCAUAAGUAUUUAGAUCAGUUUUCAGUUUUGCGGAGGUUAUUUUGCUACUUUAUUUCUAAUUGUGAACACGUAACUUGGUUUAAAACCGUAUAUACUUACAGAAUAGCAUACAUCAUUUGAAUUCAGUUGCCUAUCAUAUUAAUUUCCUUUGCAGAAAAUGCGGAUAUUGUUAAUUGCAGUUCUUUUUCUGUUGAUGCCAAAAUCAAAUGCCGAAAUUCCCGGUUGCGACUUCUUCGACACCGUAGAUAUUUCAAAAGCGCCAAGAUUCUCGAACGGAUCGUACCUCUACGAAGGCUUGCUGAUCCCCGCCCAUUUGACAGCUGAAUAUGACUACAAGCUCCUGGCCGACGAUUCGAAGGAGAAGGUGGCGAGCCACGUACGAGGAUGUGCCUGCCACCUCAGGCCAUGCAUCCGGUUUUGUUGCCCCCAGUACCAAAAGAUGCAAAAGAGCAAGUGCUAUGGCGACAUGUCGGAGGACGAGCUGAACAAGCACGAUCCCUUCGUGAACGUGACGCUCAGCGACGGGUCGGUGGUCAGGAGACACUUCAAGGAGGAUCUGAUCGUGCAGUCGGAUCUGGCCAAGCCCGGAUGUCCCCGGAUGUACUUUUUGAAUCACGAACUGCCGGGCAAUGAAUUCACUCUGUUUGAGAACGGCUCUCUUCUGCGUCACUGGGACAAAGUGGAACUGAGCAAGCGGGAGUACUGCGUCCAGCAUCUUUCAUUUAAGGAUGAUAGUAUCCGAAUUGCACCCCACUUCUGUCCACUUUCGUCUGAGCACUCCAGAACGUGGAAGACCGUUGCGAUAGUGAUAUCCUUGAUAUGCAUAAUCCUAACGAUCAGCGUGUACCUCUAUGUCGAGAAGCUUCGCAACCUGCACGGAAAGUGUUUCAUCUGCUACUUGGCCUCUUUGUUCUUGGGCUAUUUCUUCCUGGUCCUCAACGUGUGGAAAUACUCCUCCGGCUUCUGCGUUACAGCAGGGUUCCUGGGCUACUUCUCCGUCAUGGCCGCGUUCUUUUGGCUUUCUGUGAUUGGAAUCCACUUGCGGAUUAAGUUUAGUCUAGCCUCUAACUGUUUGCACCGAUUGCUGCCAGAAAAUCCGUUCCGUGCAUACAACUUAUACGCCUGGGGUAUACCGCUAAUCAUGACUGCAAUCACCUAUACAGCUGACCAGGUGGUUAAGAACGAGAAGUUGAGACCCCGCGUGGGCGUCGGCAAAAAUUGUUGGAUCUACACUGGCGAUAUGACUGUCAUGAUCUACUUCUAUGGCCCGAUGCUGUUGCUAAUCGCUUUCAACAUAAUAAUGUUUGUCCUUUCGGCGAUUUACAUAUAUAACAUAAAGAAAAAUGUGAAAGGCCUUGUCCACAAGCAACAAACAAACCAACAGAUAAAUGACCAACAAAUGUUUGCUAUAUUCCUGCGACUUUUCAUCUUAAUGGGUUUGUCGUGGAGCUUUGAGAUAUUAUCCUUUUUGUUAACCAAACAGCAAGCUUGGGCUAGGGCUUUAAUGGUGGCUGACUACUUUAAUUGGUCCCAGGGUACCAUCAUAUUCGUGCUUUUUAUUUUAAAGCCUAGCAUUCUAAAACUUAUAAUAGCAGGGGGACGUCAAAACCUCCCAGGAAGUCACCAUAAUUCGAGAUCAAAAGCAGCUCGAUAUAAUUCAACUCAUACGGCUUGUGAAGGAUCAAUUGCGGAUCCAAACGCUUACUGCUAAAAAAAUGGAAUUCAAUAAGAUGCAACGUCUCUGUUAUUGAUCACAUUAUUUUAAUUUUCUAUGGAGCAAAAGUUUAAAAAAAAUAUUUGUUAUCAAGACAAUAAAUAAUGUCUUGGAACAU